CUCCACUCAACAAAUUAGAUACAGAUGAUAAGGAAGAAGAAAGGUCCCCUGCAAGCAGAUUUGAAAAGGGAGUGAAAUAUCAGUAGUUAAUCAGAGGGUUAGGGAAUGAAGCAAAUACUGUAGAAGCUAGGAUUAGGUGGGAGUGAAAGGUGAUAACUGCAAACCUAGCAUGCUGGACUUCAUGAGAGCUUCAGGAGGGGCUUCCCAUUUUGCCUGAUGAUGGAAGGUCCUUGGAUUGUACUAAGUUUUUGCUGUUUAUGCCAUCUAUGUGUGGCUCAAACUUACAGACCACAAAUUGCAAACCCAAAAUUUGCCACAAACAACCCCACCCUGUCAACAAUUGUUUUAGAGAAACCGUUCUGUGUUUUUGAUUACUUGAUGUCCAAAGGCGCAUCCUAUGAAAUCUACCUGUAUGUCACGGUUGACUCUGCAAGACCUUCAAGACUUUAUAUAACAGACAAUAGUAAUAAAGCUCUUAACGCUACUUUCCAAGAAACCAAUGGAGGACAAAAUGGGUCUUACAAAGCGGUUGCAAUUAAUGUUCCGAACUGUGCAUCUCUUCCCAAAUUAUCUGAUGCUGCUGAUGCAACCAAAGUGUCUGAUGUCCUGGCCCAGUACUUGAUCAGAGUUGGUGAUGAUACACAUUGUCUGUAUGACCCAAAUAACCUAGAAGACUGCAAUCCUCCUCUUUCUGAAGACACAGCCUACAGAUUUAAAUAUGUCCUUGUUGACCAAGCAACAGGUGUUGUAAAAGAUCAAACUCUUUGGUCUCACCCCAUCAAAACCAGAAAAUUGAUGCAGCCCUCUACCAUUGAUACCUGGCCAGGUCGGAGGAGUGGUGGAAUGAUAGUUAUCACCUCCAUCCUGAGUGUGCUAAUGUUUGUCGUAGUGGGUGGAUUUCUUGUUGCCGUGCUUCUGGCUGCUGUCAUGAUAUCGGAAGAAAAUGCCACUGAAACCAGAUAUGUGUCCCAAACAACUCAUCAGUAUAUCCCACGACCACAAGAAACUAUUGAGCCAGAAACCUAACUGCAUCCUUUGCCAGUCAUCGUGUCCGAAAGGUUAUGUUUUAUUGAAGAAUGCUAGUGUAUGUGCAUACUACUAAGGAGUUGAUAGCUGAAGAAUGAACAAAACACAUUAAGAAGUAUUUCCAUUGCAACUUGCCUGGCUCUCUGUUACUUUCUUGUGACAUAUUUUGAAUAAUGAAACAAAACUAUCUCCAUUCA
Anolis carolinensis (green anole) is the source of this 1223-nucleotide messenger RNA. RefSeq names its product uroplakin 3A (gene upk3a). Gene Ontology annotation, cellular component: plasma membrane. The coding region runs from base 217 to 1026 and encodes 269 amino acids. Gene Ontology annotation, biological process: water transport; urea transport. NCBI's taxonomy places the organism in Eukaryota, Metazoa, Chordata, Lepidosauria, Squamata, Anolidae. The record is from RefSeq and is a predicted model, not a curated record. The transcript is spliced from 6 exons.